Molecule: messenger RNA, 1457 nt
Organism: Chara braunii
Lineage: Eukaryota; Viridiplantae; Streptophyta; Charophyceae; Charales; Characeae
Source: the annotation of a GenBank genome assembly
UCGAGUCGUUCUUGUUCCGCAACAACAUCGGAGAAGGAGAUGGAGGGUUGGGGAGGAGGGUGGAAGAGCACUAGGUGGUUAUGAUCUCGAUCGGCGGGGUAGAGGACGUCACCGAGAGGGGGGCAGGCGGAGUAGAUUGUGACGCCUGGGGGUCUACCGAUGGAAAAUUUGUCACCAGGGUUGUGGUUGGCAAACUAGAUGCCGAUGCCGAAGGAAUCAUCGGUGGAACGUGGGCGUCACCGAUGAUGGGGUCGGCAGACCAGUUGUCUAUGUCGGGAUGUGCACUCCAUUAUCAAGGGUACAUAGUUCACGAUGAGGAGGGACUGGGUCCCGCAGCGGCCAAAAAAGUGGAUGUCGCAGCUGAGGGACGUUGGGGCGGAGGAGUCGGAAAGGGUGUCGGGCUCAACUAUAGAGGUUGUGAAUUCGUCGUUGGAGGGAGACUCUACGUCGGAGAAGUUUUGAAAGAAGCGUGGAUGGGAGGUGGUGGAACCGCGAACGGGGCAGAGAAGGCGAUCAUGUUGAAGGGCACGGGUGAGGAGGUCGGUGAGGGACAUGGGUGGGUCAUAGACGAGGGCGGAUGCGAUGUCCUUGCAGCAGACCCGCUUGAAGCGGGAAAUGAAGAAGUCGGUGAUCUGGUCGUGGGGAAUGUUUUGGCGGAGAGUACGGACAUAUUGUACGAAGCAGUCGGUGGGGCCGUUUUGGCGAAGCCUGCAAAACUGGUCAAUUUACAGCAAAACGCCACACAACAGUUGGAGCAACGGAUUUGUACUGCCGCCACUCACUCGAGAUCGGAACCGCGGGAGACAACUUCAAAGUUUGAUGAUCAGGAGAUCUUCUACGAUUCGACAAAGACGGACCCAAUUCUGUGGUUCCGCAAGUUCGAACUCAAGUUGCAGCUACACUACGUCAGCGAACACAAGCACCACAUGUACGUAUACUCCCGGUCGGGAGGCACGUGCCAAGCAUGGUUGGACAAUCUCUUGUCCAAGUACGGAGUGGUGGUUGUCGACUUGCACACCAAGAUCAGCUGGGAUGAUUUACAGGCGGCGCGGUAUAAGCGGUUCCAAGUAGAGCUGUCGGAGAUCAAGGCAAUGGACAAGCUGAUGACCUUCGAACAAGGCGCACUGCCGAGUGUUGACUGGAUUGCCGAUUACCAACGCUUGACAUCCGUCCCAUACAUUCAAAUGGGCUUCAAGGCCAUCAAACACUACUUCAUCUCGAGGUCAUGUCCGAUGUUGGGCAAUGCCUUGACUCACGUCAAGGACACCCUGACGACACCGGUGGAGCUCUUCGACAAGGCCGUGCAGAUUAUUGUCACGAACGAGGAACCUCCACCGUUCGUCUGCGACAGGCCCGAGCAGAGAUCAGCAUCGGCCGAAAGUGGCCGUGGUCGCGGCGGCAACGCCAAUCGACCAAACUAGCGAGGCCGUGUCUGCCAAUGAAGGGGACAGACUCGC